Ictalurus punctatus (channel catfish) is the source of this 3291-nucleotide messenger RNA. RefSeq names its product relaxin family peptide receptor 3.3a1 (gene rxfp3.3a1). NCBI's taxonomy places the organism in Eukaryota, Metazoa, Chordata, Actinopteri, Siluriformes, Ictaluridae. Gene Ontology annotation, molecular function: G protein-coupled receptor activity. The coding region runs from base 44 to 1024 and encodes 326 amino acids. The record is from RefSeq and is a predicted model, not a curated record. The transcript has a single exon. Gene Ontology annotation, cellular component: membrane. Gene Ontology annotation, biological process: immune response; G protein-coupled receptor signaling pathway.
ACGCAGCACGUGCACGGCGCUUCUAGUCCUACGUGCAGCUACUAUGGGGAACGUCGAAGUGAUAACGACAGAGGAUUUCUUUCAGAGCGACACAGCGAACAGUUCGAUAAGUUUUGGAAGUCUAGAGGACAUCGACGUGUCGGCAGACGGCAGUCCGCUCCUGCGCUGCUUUAUCUCCGUUACCUACGCGGUGGUGUGCGCCGCGGGUUUGGUGGGCAACUUGUUUGUGCUCGUGUUUAUCCGGGCGAGACAAGCGCGCAGGAAAUCCGAGACCAAUGUCUUCGUGCUCCAUCUGGCCGUGACGGAUUUCCAGUUCGCGCUCACGCUGCCGUUCUGGGCUGCAGACGCCGCGCUGGACUUCAGCUGGCCGUUUGGCGAUGUCAUGUGCAAGCUCGUGCUUUCGGCCACGGUGAUGAACAUGUACGCGGGUGUAUUCUUUCUCACUGCCAUGAGCGUCGCGCGCUACCGGUGCGUGGCAUCCGCGCUGAAGGAGCGCCGAGGCGCGCGCUCCUCUGUCAAACUCGUAGCUGCCGUGUUGUGGUUGCUGGCCACAGCUGCCACCGCGCCUACGUCCAUUUUCUCCACGGUUAACGAGGUGGCCGGAGAAAAGCUCUGUCUCUUACGCUUUCCAAACGGUCAGCUCUGGUUAGCUGUGUACCACCUGCAGAAAAUCCUGCUCGCCUUUGUGAUACCCAUGGCCACCGUCUCUAUCAGCUACCUGCUGCUGCUGAGGCUCGUGCACCGCCGCAGCUUGAAGCCUAGAUCAAGCGUCACCCGCUCGGUCGCCGUGCUAGUGUUGUCCUUCUUCCUCUGCUGGAUGCCCAAUCACGCCGUGACACUGUGGGGAGUCCUGGUGAAGCUGAACGCCGCGCGCUGGAACAAGGCAUAUUACGCGGUGCACACCUACGUCUUCCCGCUCACCGUGUGUCUGGCUCACGCGAACAGCUGCUUAAACCCGGUUAUUUACUGCCUCAUGCGCAGAGAGUUCAGGCGGAAGCUACGGCACUUUUUCCUCCGUGACUGAACGCGCGCGCUCUCCAUGCGCUACUCGUGUGCGCAAACGUCUGUUUCUGUCUCGUAUCCCACACGUGGUCGUAGCUGUUGUUGCUUUCGGAGACGUAAAAGAAAACAUCAGCAAAUGAGAAAGGAAAACGUGCUUUCCACAAGCUGCGUCAAAAUCGUGAACACGUUCUUUUUUUUGUGCGUAAUGAUGUGUAAAAUGUUUAUUGUUCCGAAAACACACUGAAAGCAAGACAAUCUCUCUCCUAUCGUCUUUGUACAGUUACCAAGCCAUCUGUAUAUAUAUAUGUGUGUGUGUGUGUGUGUGUGUGUGUGUACACAAUUUUUUUUUCAUUUACAAUUGGAAACAAAUAUUGAGUGUAAUAAUAGUAUUUAUUAUAAGUAAAUAUUCAGUACCUUGGGUGCACGGUGGCUCUGUGGUUAGCACUUUCAUCGCACACCAACAGGGUUGGGGGUUUGAUUCCCACCGUGGCCCUGUGUGUGCGGAGUUUGCAUGUUCUCCCCGUGCUGCGGGGGUUUCCUCCGGGUACUCCGGUUUCCUCCCCCAGUCCGAAGACAUACAUGGUAGGCUGACUGGCAUGUCCAAAGUAUCCGUAGUGUGUGAAUAGGGUGUGUGAAUGUGUAUGUGAUUGUGCCCUGCGGUGGAUUGGCACCCUGUCCAGGGUGUACCCCGCCUCGUACACGAUGCUCCCUGGGAUAGGCUCCAUAUUCCCCGCUACCCUGAAGGACAAGCGGUAUAGAAAAUGGAUGGAUGGAUGAAUUUGUGGGUUCCAUGACUUGUGGAGUCCAUGCCAGCUCGAGUGCACACUGUGAUUAAAGCAAAAGGUUUACAUACCAAAUACCAAGAAACUCUGAAAUUCAUUUAAAUAUUUCAAAGAUUCUACUUUGCACUCAGGUUGUGGUCAGUAAUAUAAUUUGUAAUGAAACUUGUUGAUGGAAAGUUGUUGUUCCCUCUAGUGGUCUCAGAAUUUUCGAUUCCAUUGUGUGUAUAUUAUUGCUUAUGCUAAUGAUGAACAAUGUCUGAUGGAACCAAAUGUACCAAAUUUAAUAAUAAUAUGUAGUUUUACUUGUAAUUAGCUUUUAGAGCAAAGCGUUAAAGGUGCACCGCUGGUCAUGAUGGUCUGAUUAAAUACGUUAAAUAUAUAGAAUAUAUAAAUAUAUUUAUACAGAUAAAAGAUACAAAGUAAAGGUACAAAAGAUGCACCUAUAAUGGCACCACCCCAGCAACAAGGACAACUACAGUUUGGUGCCUUUAUUUCUGAGAGUGUCAAAAAGCUAGACCCGGUAACCAUCCCGAAGAACCCCUGAGGAACGUAUUUUGAAAGAGAACCUCAGGGAGAAUGGGAGAACUUGGAAAACUGCCAAGACUGAACAAUGUACUUUCUUGUUGCUAGAACUAACCUAGUCCCUGUAAUGAGCCAUGUCUAAAAAUUUAAUCCGUUUAACAUACAUCAAGCACAUCUGUAUGCAGUGUUUUUCUUUUUGCUAAAUGGUCUGCACUUAUAUGGUGCUCUUUUUUUUUUUUUUUUUUUAACCUCAGUACAAAGUGCUUUACAUUGAUUUUCAUUCAUCCAUUCUCACACACACUCACACAUGGUGGCAGAGCUGCCAUGCAAGGCGCUAGCUUGCCAUCUGGAGCAAUUUGGAACAACUCAGUGUUAUGCCCAAGAACUUCGGCAUGUGGGCUAGGAAUCAAACCUCCAACCCUACGAUUAGUGGACAACCCACUCUACCACCUGAGCCACAGCCGCUGUACCAAUGACGCUUAAAUGACCACUGUGGCAGAAAUACCAAGAAAUCAGAAGAGCCAUUUAAGAGCAGUUCCAUUACUAAUGCCAUUCUUCUAGUCUAGACAUGAACAGUUCUCAAACAAUUCUGUGCUAUUCAAACAGAUAAACCCCAGAUCACUUAUGUGGGGUAUAAAUAGUGGUAGCAUGGACUAUUAUAUAAGUUAGCCUAUUAGUUUUUAUCAGGCUGUACAAUGAUAAUGAGCUGAUAAUAUUAUCAGUGACUAAGCGGAUCAAAUUGCUUUUCAUUUACACCACCAAUGACCAGACGAUUGUGGAUCUAAAUAAUAGAAACCACAGUAACCGUUAACCAUGUUUUGAUUAUAUUCUGCCUUGUUUGCCUGUAGAAUACCUGAAACGGGCAUUUUCAAUCUCCUGUUUAAGGAAAUUAGCAUGUUUCACUGAAUGUCAUUUCACUGUAUGGUUCCAGUGCUGCAAGAAAUUGAUUACGCCAUCUAAUUUAAAACCUGACAUCAGAAAUAAC